Messenger RNA from Marasmius oreades (fairy-ring Marasmius), 435 nucleotides. RefSeq lists its product as uncharacterized. Lineage: Eukaryota; Fungi; Basidiomycota; Agaricomycetes; Agaricales; Marasmiaceae. The transcript is spliced from 2 exons. The coding region runs from base 1 to 435 and encodes 144 amino acids. The record is from RefSeq and is a predicted model, not a curated record.
AUGUCACUCCAAGACCACAUUUACAACGCAAACCAGAUCAUCCAGAAUCCGCCGCCUCCCUCUCUGCGCGACAUUCUCACCGCCUAUCGUACAAAGGGCGAUGGUGACCGUGAGAUGCUGUUGGCCAUGCUCGGUGCAAAGGCUGCAGAAGACAACCGUCUAGCACAGACUGCAUCCUUACAACGAAGCCUUCUCGAUACUUGCAACCAAUCACUAACCCUACCUCCACCACCUCCACCACCUCCAGCCGCAGACACGUAUUACCACCACCAUCAUUCAUCACGGAAACGACAUCGGUCAUCGCAUUCGCCCUAUGCACGGCACCUUCCUCUCUCCCCCCGUUCGGAAGAUGCCGGUCGAUGCAGUCUCUCCCCGCCACGUGUGCUCCCGCGUACGAGCAGUACGCGACAAAGCCCUCCUCCGCCAGAUUCGUAG